Athene cunicularia (burrowing owl) is the source of this 7388-nucleotide messenger RNA. It is a transcript of the gene VIPR2, whose product is annotated as vasoactive intestinal peptide receptor 2. Gene Ontology annotation, biological process: adenylate cyclase-modulating G protein-coupled receptor signaling pathway; cell surface receptor signaling pathway. Lineage: Eukaryota; Metazoa; Chordata; Aves; Strigiformes; Strigidae. Bases 121 to 1326 code for a protein of 401 amino acids. The record is from RefSeq and is a predicted model, not a curated record. Gene Ontology annotation, molecular function: G protein-coupled peptide receptor activity; vasoactive intestinal polypeptide receptor activity; peptide hormone binding. The transcript is spliced from 12 exons. Gene Ontology annotation, cellular component: plasma membrane.
CAUAAAGAAUCUUAAUUAGUGUUUCAAGACCCUAGCCUGUUUGUUAAUUUGACACAGGUGAAUGGUGUUCAUCCAGAAUGCAGAUUUAAGCUGGAGAUUCACAAGGAGGAAACAAGGUGCAUGGAACUUCUAAAGAAUGCAAAGCCAGUGGACUACAAAGGAUGUGUUGGAAGCUGGGAUAACAUCACGUGUUGGCGUCCUGCGAGGAUUGGAGAGACUGUCACUGUCCCUUGUCCAAAAGUAUUUAGCCUUUUUUCUGGCAAACCAGGAAAUAUUAGCAAAAAUUGUACGAGUAAUGGGUGGUCAGAUAUUUUUCCUGACAUCUUAAGUACUUGUGGAUAUAAUGACUAUGAAGAUGAUUAUAAGGUCAACUUCUAUGUAAGUGUGAAGGCAAUUUACACCCUUGGACACAGUGUAUCUCUGAUUGCUCUUACUACAGGAAGUAUAAUUCUUUGCCUUUUCAGAAAACUUCAUUGUACUCGGAACUACAUCCAUCUGAACCUGUUCCUCUCUUUCAUUCUAAGAGCAAUCUCUGUUUUAGUCAAGGAUGAUAUUCUCUAUUCCAGCUCCAACACAGCUCACUGUCCAGAGGAUCAAACCUCAUGGGUGGGCUGCAAGGCUAUUUUGGUAUUUUUUCAAUAUGGUGUGAUGGCAAACUUUUACUGGCUGUUAGUUGAAGGACUUUACCUCCACAUCCUCCUUGUGCUAAUAUUCUCCCCCAACAGACACUUCACAAUCUACCUGCUGAUUGGAUGGGGAAUUCCUACCAUAUUCAUUAUUACGUGGACAGUGACACGGAUCAUUUUAGAGGACACUGGUUGCUGGGAUACAAAUGAGCAUGGUGGUCCCUGGUGGGUUAUACGAAUACCAAUUUUAAUUUCUAUUAUAGUGAAUUUUAUACUUUUUGUUAGUAUUAUAAGAAUCUUACUGCAGAAGUUAAGAUCUCCAGAUGUUGGAGGAAAUGACCAGUCACAGUACAAGAGACUUGCAAAAUCCACGUUGUUGCUUAUUCCCUUAUUUGGAGUUCACUAUACAGUGUUUGCUCUAUUUCCUGACCGCAGUUCCAAUAAUUAUAAAAUAAUCUUUGAGUUGUGUUUGGGAUCUUUUCAGGGGUUGAUUGUUGCAGUCCUGUAUUGUUUUCUGAACAGUGAAGUGCAAGGGGAGCUGAAAAGAAAAUGGCGGAGUUUGUGCUGGAAGCAGACAGCAGGCAGAGACUACAGACUCCACAGCUCUUCGAUUUCUCGAAAUGGAUCAGAAAGUGUUUCUCAGCUCCACCGGAAUUCAAGGGCUCAGUCAUUUAUGCAGACAGAGACCACCAUGAUAUAAAUCAGCUAGGUCCCCCAAAACAUGAAAAUCUGUGGGAUAUAUCAGUCAUUAUGCAGCUUAAUGUGAUAUUUUAUAAAAUGUACAGUUUAGUGCUUUGCUUUUCUACAUGUUGGUAUUUGGGAAAUUGGUUUGUGCAGCCAACCAGUUAAUAAGAGACACCUGCCCCAUGGAUGCUUUCUGGGUUUUUUUAGUAGUAUUCAUAUUAGUUCUGAUGUUAUCUUGCUAUUUACUAGCUGUAACUAUUCAAAAACAUUUACUGUAAUGGUCCUUUUAUCCUCCAACAUGUCUACAAGAAAGAUGUGUGGUAUCCUGUUCAAUGUAGACUGCUUGAUACAUGUUGGAAAGUUUAAGAUGGGGAGCAAGAAAUUUUCUUACACUUUAUUUAUACUUAAGGAAACAUUUCUUUCCUAAUUAUGGAAAACAAAUUAAAAAUAAAGAAAUGUAAAACUAUAAUUAACUGCGCUGAGAGUUUAGUGUGCUAAUCCAGGAAAUCAUUAGCAUUUGUAGGUAAAAGGUAGUACUUCUCAGCUAAUUGUAUAAAUUUCAGAGAUUACUUUCUACAGUUUGAUUCCAAUCCUGUUGUUCCUUUCAAAAGUGCCUGGUUUUAUGUUUAGGUGCAGAAAGUAGGACUACCUUUGCAGUCCAUAGGGAAAAGACUACUGUAACAGUUUUAAUUAAAACAUUAGCAUUUUCCAGUAGUGCUGUUGCAAACUCCAGUUGUUCUCUUCUGUUUAAAAUGAGAGAUUUGUGCUCUUUUAUUAAACAGUGUUCUGAAGAGGUGCUUUAUUGCUAGAGCAAUCUGGUAUACGUUACAGCCUUGGAUAGCAUAUUGCUCAUUGAAAAGAUAAUUUUUAUAUAAUAUUUUCGUUGAAAUUGUCUCUAGAACUACAUACUUGGCAGCUACAAGAAGGCAUAUUGCAUUAAAGUUACAACUCCCAUUUAAGGAAUAAUGUAAAUUCUUUUAGCUUAAUUCUAUUCUGUAUCUAUCUCAGUUGAUAAAAUUUUGUCCUGGCCAUGACUCCAGAAAAAAAAAAAAAAAAAAAAAAAAAAAAAAAAAAACAUAAAAGGCAUAAAUAGAAGGAAUUCUCAAUGAUGCCAAGCCUCUUAUGUAGCCACUUGGUAAAAAAAAUGACACAGAACUGACAGAUUUUUAUAGACACAGAACAUUUGCAUUCUUUAAAAGAAUGAAACGCAAUGAUGUUUACUUCCCAUGUCACUUUUAACCAUGUCCACUCUAAAUAGCAAGUGGGAAUUAUAUAUAUUUGCAUGAGUACCUCUGACCCAUAAAAUCAAUUGCCCUGAUAUUUCAGAUAACAGAGUGUAUGGAGCUAGCAGAAUCCAGGGUCCACAAUAUUGCAGGUAAAAGGAAGAACAGCAGCAAGGACACGUCUUGACCUUCUACAUGGACAUUCUUGAAAAUAUUGCCAGUACUGGGAAUAUUGUUGGCAGCCGUCAAAGUGUCCAUACACCUUUUGGUCUGAUUUAAUUUAGCUAUUUGUCCGUCAAACACAAUUUGUUCUAAUGGGAUUACCCUGGAGUGAUACAAAGCUGUGUCAGACCAAAGAUAGAAAAGCCCUCACAGUUCACAUAAGUACUGCAGAACAGGUAACUCUCUGAAUGACGCCAAACUUUACAUAGUAGGUAUCAUUUGAGUUAAACAAUAAUCACUUGAUGAAUUGUUACUUUGCCAGAUUUGACUUUAAAGAAGGUAUUGAUCAUCUCCAGUCAUUCAGACUGUUUCCUGCUGUCAGUUGGUGAAGUAACUGUGAGAUUCUGGCAUGCAGUAGGCUGCCCAAUGACAGUCCCAUGGUGUCUAAAGAUAUGCCCCUACACAGGUAUUUAAACUAAAUAUAUUCCCAAAGGAUUUAGACUCAGGAACCACUGCUAAACUUUAGUAUUUCUCCUGGAUCUCUGAACAACCUUAUCAACAAACUCUUCACUGCAAAUAUAUGAAGACACAUUGGAACUUUGGGGGCUGCUCCUAUACCUAAAUCAAACACAUCUUUGCACUUCAGGCUUCUAUGUCUGAAGUGGCAUUGGGACUGUAUGGCUCCAUGAGAUGUGACGUGCAAGAUGUAGGUUUUUUCCCCAAAUUCUUAGGGUAGAAAAGCACACUUGUCAAGCAUUCAAGUGUGCUCAUCUUUAUGUUCAAAGGAGGUUCUCUGAGUGAGUUGACACACAGACAGAAUGAUGGUAUAGAAAUAGAGAUUUCAAGCAAUCUGUGCCAUAAGUCUGUUCUGCAUGAUACAUCACCAAUUAAAUGUGUCUAUAAGUCAUUGUAUCCUAGAGAAAACUAUCUUUGUUCUAAUUAGGUGAUCUACAUUUUAAUGAUUUCUGGAUUAUAAAACAAAAAAGCUUAAAUAAGAAAAUACAUUUUGAGUUGAAAUGAAACAGCAUAGUUUCCUUUAACAGGGUGCAGACGCAUUUGGAUUUGAUUCUACUUUUCAUGUAGAAAUAAUGCCAUAUAAGACAAUGAAGUUCUACCAGUGGGAGAACAUAGGUGGUAUCACUAAGUUUGUAAAGGAAUACGUGGGCAUGCAAAGAAUGGCACACAAGGGAGAGAGUUGCUGCAUAUAUUUUUCUUUCAAACCAGUGAAAAGUGCAGUACUUUAGAGAACCUCAUCCCUCUAUUAAAAAUCAGAGAAUCUAAAUACAGAAAAUAUAUUUUAUGAGAGUCAGUUUAACUUCAUAAUGAUUUAUGCAAGCAUUUUCAUGUCAGAAAAGGCUCAGAAGGCACAGUGCUCACUUGUUUUUACUCCCAGACAAUUCUGACUUCCAAAUAAUUUUAUGCAGUUACAGCAUCAACCCCAUCAAACAGUCAAACCUGUUUGACUUUCAGCUGCCUUUUCACACAAAUACACAUCAUGUUAAGAUGUAUGUAAACGAUGCAAAACAGUUUGACAAAUCUAGUACUUGGUCAAUGUUUUGUGACUUUAUGACACCUAGAAAGAAGAUAGCUUCUCAUGGCAUUGUAUUUUGCACAAGGAUGUGGAGUUAAAUGCUCCUGCUCUGUGCUGUGGUGACUCUAAGGGUCAAAAGGACAAUGCAGGAAAACAUCAUUUGGCCUUCUGUCAUCCCUAAAAGCUAGUUGUUGCUCAGUCCUAGCAGCAUCGGGGAGGAUGUAGAGGCAGCAAGACAAGCAUGUGCUUUCCUGGCAUGGCCUUGUCACACAGUGCUCCUCCCUUUCUUUCUUCCUUUACUGCCUUUCUCCCUUUGGUUGCAUCAGGGUCCAAACUGACUUGUAAAUUCUUCAGAUCAGGAAAGCUGGUUUUCUGGCCCCACUGAAGAGCCAGUAGCACAUCAUGUAAAGUUACUGAACAAGAAUGGUAAUACAAUUCACUCUUAUACUGCAGUUAAUUGUACUUUACUUUCCUUGGAGCUGCUAGAUUGGCACCAUUCAUUCUGUGUGAUUUUUAUCAGCAUUACCUGCUGCUGAUGCCUGAGGGACACAGUGACAGAUUGCUCUCCAGUUGCUAACCAUGAUCAAAAUCUAAAUAUAAAGCGAGCGUUGACUCAAAUUUUCCUCUGCAGAGUUGAUUUCAGCUAGGUGCUCAAUAAACUCAGGUGAAAUUCAUCUGCCAUGGUUUUGGUAUCUAAAAGAUGGAUGUGUCUCUCUGAGCUAAAGAUUUUUAAAGUGCCUUCCAUAGUCAUCAUAGAGAAAUAGGCACUAGUUGAAGAUGAUGCAUCCCAUGUUCCACUGGGCAUCUAAGGCAGGUGAGCAGAAUCACCUUUUUCUCUAUGCUCAGUAUAAAAUGAGCCAGGAUAGCUAGCUAGUAAUUAGAGUUCUCACUCUACAUCUAAAAUUAGGUAAAUUGAAUCUCUCUUGGAGAGGCCAUUCAGUUAUCUGGCUAAUGUUACCCAGCUAGUCCUUCUUUGUGUUGGCCAAAGUUAUCUUCCAAAAAAUGUGCAGGAUGACUCAAAAGUUCAGGCAAUGGAGAAUCCCUCGGUUCAUCUGGUAGAGUGCCCUUGUGGUUGACUGCCUUCUGUGAUAAAGCCAAUAGCCUUAUGUCCGCUUUGAUCUGCCUGGCUUCAGCUUUCAACAGUUGUUUCUUGUUUUGGGUUUUUGUCUUUUGAAGAGAGGUCAUGCACUAAAAAAAAAAAAAAGAGACCACCAGAAAUAUUCUUCAUGUGAAGUCUCUUGAAAAAUCACUCUUUAAAUCAUGUCUUGAUUUCCUGUCUGGGAAACUAAACAUGUCAAGUAUUUCAGAUUGUGACAGCGAGACGUUUUCUCAAAUAUUCUUCCCAGUUCUCUUCUGUGCCCCAUUCCAUUCAUAAUAGCUUGAGCCAAGAGAAACAAAGAAAAUAUUUCACUAUCUCCUCCUUCAGGACUGCAUACACCAUUGACCGUAUUUCUCACUCCCACUUGUAGCUCACAUGGUCACACCUCUGGAAACCUUUGACUUUACAUAGUCAUUUUAACUGAUCAGAACUGGCUAGUGACAUGCAAUGAGAUUAUUUCUGGCAUGUUUUCUAUCGUAGAAACUAGUACCUUUUUAAAAUAUGUUGGCUUUGGUGUCUCAGUCAGCUUCAUUAAUGUGCUUUGCAAAAUAACCUUAGGAAUAAGGAGAGCACCUUUUUAGCCAUUGAAAGCAGUGCUUGCUUUCAUGAAAUAUUAAGAAUUUGAGGUGUAUUUAAGUAAGUACUCUAUGCACUCCAUGAUGGAGUGCCCAAGACCCUGACAGAUUGCACCUGAACAGCAUGGUGAUGGGUGCUGCAGGUUGCCAGCUGAGGAAAUUUAUUUUAAGCAUACAUUGGAACUGUACUGUAGUGGCAAUAACUAAUUGAUGGCAAAAAGCAUUACAAAAAGCCUUCUGCAGUCAAGUUGAAGGCAGCCCGCCCCACUCUGUCGCAUCUACUUCAUGUCCUGAUGCAACCCAGACAGACUUCCCUCUGCCUUUAACAUGAUGAAGAGGAAAGCAACAGGCAUAGACCCUCAGCAAACCAGUGAAUGUCUGGGACAGAUUUAUGAAAUAAGGCAUUGCCAAGUGCACGUGUCCCACACUCCAUGCAUAAGGACUAAGAUGAGUCAUGUGCAUUAUUAGUCUCCUAUUUUUAUGAGUUCUAAAAACAUCUGUUGACUCUGAAUUUGUCCAUUUCAGCAAAGCAAUUGUGAAUAAAUUCCAAAUUCACUUUGUACAGAAUUUUUUCAGACAUCUCUAGUGAAAAGUGAAGCAUUAAAUGUCUGAUUAAAAGGAAGAACUGGUGAAUAACCUGCAGAAAGCUGCGAUGUAUAUGAGGGUUACUGUCUGAGCAAUUACUGUCUGUGCAUAGGGAUACGGGAAAUACUUUUACCAACAAAAGUACCUUCAUGUUACCAUGAGUGCCUGUAUAAGAUGUGGGCUGUCAGUGUUACCGUGACAUAACCAAAUAGCAGAAGUUAGUAUGCAGUGCUGUUCUGCUGAUGAAAAAAACAAUAUUAAAAUAAGAAUAAUGGGUUCUAAGAGUUACAAGUUACUGUUACAAGAGUACAUCAGGGUAACAUUUAAAAGGAGCAUUCAGGGAUGUGGUUUAACCACUCUGUGUUGAACCUGGUUCUGCCCAAUAACAGUAUGUAGUUAAAUCUAAGUCAGUAACAAUUCCAUUGUCAGCUAACCCAGUAGCUGAAAUGUCCCAGUCCCCUUUAUUUCCCAAAGCAGUGUAAUAAGUUUAUGAUAACCUGCAGCUUUUUUCUUCCUAGCACAUUAGUAUGAGUAUUGUUUUGAAAUCCUCUUUUUUCGUCUUUAUCGAUAACAAUUUGUCAAGUGUGGUAAAAAUUAAACAUAAUGUAAAUUAAUGUGAUUAUUUUUUACAAAAUGUAUAGACUAUGAUGUUGUAUAGAUUAAUGUGUGUAAAUAGGUUUCCUUUUCAUACUGUAAUUCACUAUACUUUUCUGGUUUUGCUCUUUUGUUCUUUUCCGCUUUCAGUUUUUAAUGUCAUGUACCUAACAGCCUUCUCUGAGAUAUGUUAUAUAUAAAGCUGUGAACAAAUAAGCGUUUACAUCUUUAUGCUAUUAGAGGUAAUAGUAGUUAAUAACACCAUAAUGGACUGAAGAGGAAUCAGAGAAUAAAAAUUUUAAAGGUUUU